Messenger RNA from Drosophila persimilis, 2248 nucleotides. RefSeq names its product oocyte zinc finger protein XlCOF6. Lineage: Eukaryota; Metazoa; Arthropoda; Insecta; Diptera; Drosophilidae. Gene Ontology annotation, molecular function: RNA polymerase II transcription regulatory region sequence-specific DNA binding; DNA-binding transcription factor activity, RNA polymerase II-specific. The record is from RefSeq and is a predicted model, not a curated record. The transcript has 8 exons. Gene Ontology annotation, cellular component: nucleus. Bases 21 to 2084 code for a protein of 687 amino acids. Gene Ontology annotation, biological process: regulation of transcription by RNA polymerase II.
UAUUAAAUAUCGAUGCAUCGAUGGUGUAUCAUCGAUGUUUUUCCACCUCUACCGAGAACCAAGAAAGCGAUGACAGGGAAAAGUUGGUCACACCGUAUGAGUUCAAGUGGAGCGGCAAGAUAUUAUCCCCCAGGCGUCGCUGUGGCACGAUGCGUUUUCUUUGUGAUGUUUGUGGCAAAGGAUUUAUAGCUGAGAACCACCCGAAAAGACAUACCACCAGUCACAAUAACAAUCAGAUGGCGGAAAUCAGCAAAAGGAAGCCUCUUAGAAGUAAGAACACGUAUCAAAGUCCGUCGCAGAAAAAUAGGACCCUAGUAGACCUCAACAAUGAUCGUCUGGAAAGCAUUUCUCCCAGAAAAAUUCGUAGUACCGCAGAACUUCCAUGUCCGCAAUGCUAUAAAUGUUUUGACUCACAGGACAAGCUCGAAUUUCACAUUGAUAAGAUGUGCCAUAAGUGUCCCCACUGCUCACGCUUUUAUGCAAAUGAACGUAGUCUAGGGAGACAUCAACAAGAGAACAUUCCACUGGCAGCCUUUGAGGGCCCGCGAUCAUUAUCGAACAUGAAUGAGCUGAGGGAGCCGCGUGUCAAGCACAGCGACAAUGGCCUGUUUAAGUGCCAAGAAUGCAAUGCAGUAUUCAUCGACAUCCUUUAUCUGCAGAUCCACAGUAAAGAGCACACUAAUGAGCAUAGGCAUCGUAGUCUGUUCAGACAUACCAAGAACGACAUUACAAUGACAGCCUUACAGUGCACGCGUUGCCCGCGUUCAUUCCCUAACAUCCGUGAGGUGAUGAAGCACCGUGUCACGCACAGCGGCGUUGGCCUGUUUAAAUGCCAAGAAUGCAAUGCGGAAUUCAUCGACAUCCUUUAUCUGCAGAUCCACAGUAAAGAGCACACUAAUGAGCAUAGGCAUCGUAGUCUGUUGAGACAUACCAAGAACUACAUUCCAAUGACAGCCUUAGAUUGCACGCGUUGCCCGCGCUCAUUGCCGAACAUCCAUGAGGUGAUGAAGCACCGUGUCAAGCAAAGUGACAAUGGCCUGUUUAAAUGCCAACAAUGCAAUGCGGAAUUCAUCGACAUCCUUUAUCUGCAGAUCCACAGUAAAGAGCACACUGGUGAGCAAGGGCAACUAGAGCGUAGCCGAGGAGUCACACUCCCUAGGGUUAAGAAACAGGUCGACUCCGACUCGAAGAAGAGUGUUUUAGAAAUGUUUUCCUGCCAUGACGCUAAUAGUCGCUCAAAGAGUCCAACAAUGAUAAAGAAGAUGAAGCUCACCGACCCCGACCUUGCUAUAUCAAGCGCCACAAAGAAGAGCUGCAUGACCCAAUCCUUGCCAAUAAAACAGGUCGACUCCGACUCGAAGAAGAGUGUUUUAGAAAUGUUUUCCUGCCAUGACGCUAAUAGUCGCUCAAAGAGUCCAACAAUGAAAAAGAAGAUGAAGCUCACCGACCCCGACCCUGCUAUAUCAAGCCCCACAAAGAAGAGCUGCAUGACCCAAUCCUUGCCAAUAAAACUGGAAAAUACAUGCCAGCAGUGCGGUAAGAAAUUUACCUAUAAACAUUCCCUGACUAGGCACAUGCGUGUUCACACUGGAGAGCGUCCUUUUGAAUGCACGUAUUGCGAGAAGAAAUAUUCGCGCAAGGCUCAGCUAGAUGAGCACACUACUAUCCACACUGGCGACCGUCCUUUCGAGUGCUUGGUUUGCGAGAAGAAAUUUAUUCGCAAGAUACACCUAGCUGAGCACACUCGUAUUCACACUGGCGACCGUCCUUACGAGUGCUUGGCUUGCGACAAGACUUUUCCGCGCAAGUAUACCCUGCUUAAGCACAAUCGUAUCCACACUGGUGAUCACCAUUCCGAUUGCCCGCAAUGCGACAAAAAAUUUAGAGAUAACUACGCACUACAACAACACUUUCGUAAUAUUCACAAUUGCGAACGUCGUAACGAGAAAAAUAAUCAAGGGUUCCUCAAGAAGAAGGAAAAAAGCUUUGACGAAAGUUAUAAACUGGAGAUACACGAAAGAAAGGCGUCGAAUAACAACAAUAUGCCUGGACAGCAUUUGGACAUUAAGGAUGAAAUCGCUUGAAGCAUUUUUUCAUUGACAUGACUUUUUUCUUUAACUAAAUAUUUUUUAAUCUAACAUUUAACUUAAUAUUUGUGUGUGUUACGCUUUUAUUUUUGAGUACAAACAAGUGGAAGUUGCUUUUUGUUAAAUAUUUUUACACGACAGUCUAUAUAGUUUAAAUUAUA